AUGCCUGUCCACCCCGCGCAGGAGCCUUCCCAGCUCCCCACCACCCUCGACCACCCCGACGAUCCGACAGCGCCCGGCAGCAUCCCCGACGACCCGCCCACCCCCACCAACCCCUCGACCCUAGCGCCCAGGAGGCCGCAGCCCACGUCCUCGCGCCAGCGCCCCGUGUCCAUGCCGCCCCAGGCCUUCGCCGCCCCGCCCCCGCCGUCCGCCGCCACCACCGCCGAUGGCCAGCGCGACCGCGACACCGCGAGCAAGCCCCGGCGGGAGAGCUCCAGCACCAAGCCCCGCAGCUCGAACCGCAUCUUGGGCGACUACACCCUCAGCAAGUCGCUCGGCGCGGGCAGCAUGGGCAAGGUCAAGCUGGCCACGCACAACGUCACUGGUGAAAAGUACGCCGUGAAAAUCCUGCCCCGCACCGUCCCCAACGCCUCCUCCAACUCUCACCAAACACCCGAACAAGCCGCCAAGCAGGCGAACAAGGACGCCAGCAAGGAGAUCCGCACCCUGCGCGAGGCGGCGCUGUCCAUGCUCUUACAUCAUCCGUACAUAUGCGGCAUGAGGGAGAUGAUUGUCCAUACCCACCACUACUACAUGGUCACCGAAUACGUCAACGGCGGCCAGAUGCUCGACUACAUCAUCAGCCAUGGCCGACUAAGGGAGAGGGUAGCGAGGAAGUUUGCGAGGCAGAUCGGGAGCGCAUUGGAGUAUCUCCAUCGGAACAACGUCGUACAUCGAGACCUCAAAAUCGAGAACAUCCUCAUCUCCCAGUCGGGCAACAUCAAGCUCAUCGACUUUGGCCUCUCCAAUCUCUACAAUCCCUCCGACCACCUAUCUACGUUCUGCGGCUCUCUAUACUUUGCCGCCCCCGAGCUCCUCAAUGCCAAGCUCUACACCGGCCCCGAGGUCGACGUAUGGAGCUUUGGCGUCGUUCUUUACGUCCUCGUGUGUGGCAAAGUGCCGUUCGACGACCAAAGCAUGCCGGCACUCCAUGCUAAAAUCAAACGAGGAUUGGUGGAAUAUCCCGUAUGGCUGUCCGCCGAAUGCAAACAUAUCCUGUCCCGGAUGCUCGUGACUAAUCCUGCCGCUCGGGCGCUGCUGACGGAGGUCCUCAACCACCCGUGGAUGACGCGCGGUUUCACGGGGCCGCCCGACCCGCACCUCGUCAAGCGCGAACCGCUGCGUGUCGAAGACAUCGACCGUGAGGUGAUCCGCGGCAUGAGCGGUUUCGAGUUCGGCACCGAGGAGGACAUUGAGCGCCGGCUGAUCGAGGUGCUCGAAUCCGACGCGUACUACCGCUGCCUGCAGGCGUGGGAACGCCGGCGUAACAACUUGAACGGCGUUGGCAACGGGCGAAACGGCGUCUGGGGCAGUGGCUCGUUCAGCAACUCGAGCCUCACCGCCUACGACUCGGGGAGCGAGCGCACGGCGGCGGAGCACAUACCGCGGAGCGCGAGCCGGCAGAGCAAGAAGCGGUUCUCUAUGGGCUUUGACUGGUACAAGAAGAAGCUGUUCUCUCCGACGUCGAGCCCGCCCGGGAGCCCGCUGUCGACCAGCCCGCCCAACUCGCAGACGCACCUCUCGCUCAAUUCGCUCGGCGAGCAGCCGCUUGACCCAACGGCCGGCUUCCACCCGCUGAUCUCGAUCUACUUCCUCGCGCGGGAGAAGAUGGAGCGCGAGAAGGUGUACGGCCCCGGCAUCUUUGCGAGCUCGCAGCUGUCGCUCGAGGGUGCGCACUCCUCGCCAAACGGCGAGGACGUGCCGACGAUCAACGCCAAGGGGGUGUCCCAGCCGGCCGCGAUCAACGCCGCGUCGUCGAAGAAAGACCCCGUCCCGGGCAAGCCCGACUACAGCAUGCCGCUCCCCCGCCUCCCCGCGCCCGCCAGCACGCAUUACUCGGAGCGCUCGUACGACGCUGCGCAAGCUUCGCCCUCGCCCACCGGCGGUAACUUUGGCCCCCAACCCCGGCCUCGCGCCGACGCGAACGCGCUCGCCAUCCCCAAGCGUGGUGAUGUCGCCACCGGCGGUACGCUGCCCCGUAGUGCGCCGAGCUCGCCGAGUUCUCCGGCUAACGCGAUCGUAGCGCCGAUCCCGCAGGCGGUGACGAACAGCAAGACGCACAGGCGCAGCCAGAGCCUGAGCCAAAGGCCGGCUGCGUCGCAGACGCCGCCUCUGACGAGCGGCUGGACCCGCCUGUUUGGCGGGCAGGGUAUCGUGAACGAGCACGGCAUUGUCGAGAAGGAGGCGCCGCCGUAUCGCGAGCCGCCGCGCACGGCUGGCCCCGAGACGACGUCCUUCGGCGAAAAGGAGGCAUCGCUGACGCCGAAACCUUCUCACACCGCCGACGAAGACUAUCCUCAGGCGCCGAUGUCGGCGGGCGCCACCCUCGUGCGCAAGUUUGGCAGCCUGCUGGUUGGCAAUCGCGACGGGUCGGUCCGGGGUGGAACGACCGGUAAGCGAGCGAGCAUCGCUGUGCACAGGCCGUCGGCCGACCCCCAGAUGAGGGAAAAGGACGAAGCUGCGGGAUCUGGACGGCAACCGGUGAUUGACGAGGAUGCCGAGAAGGUCAAGAAGAGCUACGACGAGCAACGGGCGAGCCACGAAAAGCCCUUGUCGCCGCAGCGCAUCUCGACCAGCCAGAGCCAGCCCGUGGGCACCGCGCACCGUCGCGCGGCGACCAUCCUCGACCCGGCCUCGAAGCGGCACGAGCGGAGAAGCAGCACGAGUGCGGCGUUCCUCUCUGGCGGCACCAUUGGAAGGCAUCGCAGGCCAUCUACUGGCUUUUCGCAUGGCACCGCGAGGCCGAACAAGGAGCCAUUUGGGCGGAUGGAAGAGGAGCCGGAGGGUAUGGAGGAAGAAGCGCAGCCGCCUACCGACACGGAAGCUGGGGCGCUGAGCGAGGGAGAGAUCAAAGAGGCGAAACCGGUGUUCCUCAAGGGUCUGUUCAGCGUGGCGACGACGUCGACGAAGUCGCCUGCGGUCCUCAAGUCCGAUAUCCGGAAGGUGCUGGAUCGGAUGCAGAUCAGGUAUCGCGAGACGAGGACGGGCUUCGAGUGCAUACAUCUGCCCUCUAUAGACAUCUCCUCGAUAAACCCACAACCCAAAACGCCGAGGCGGAAGCAGCACCGCCGCGACGGCUCGUCGAGCUCGGCCGAGACGGGUGGCACCAAAUCCAUCGCAAGGAAGGCCUCCAAGUUGUCGUUUGGAAUGAAGAGCGGCAAGGAGUCCGCGAAGGAUGCUGACGCUGCGUCGACGACGACAGCGAAGGAGAACAAGCCGUCGUCCGAGCGGCCGUCGACGGGCGGGAGUCUCAACGGCACCGGCGGUCAGCACCACCCCCUCACCCCGACGCCCAGCAGCGGCUCAUCCUCGUUCUUCAAUGUCCCAUCAGCUGCCGCGCAGAACCCGCCUCCCCCUCCUCCGGCGGCCGAAGAGGGCGCUGCGAACGGCGUGAACGGCGCAUCGCACGCCAACUCGGAGCUUACGCCGACGCCGACGCCGCGCUCGGCAUCUCCCGAGAACCAGAAAAUCCUCCCGCCGAUCCCGCGCGACUUUGCGACGAGCCCGCAGCCGACGUUCAGGACGGUGACGCCGACGCCGACGAUUCCGAAUACCACGGCUGGCGAGCUGGACUUUGACGCGAUCGGCACGAGCUCGAUGGCGGUUCGGUUUGACAUCAAUAUUGUCAAGGUGCCGAUGCUUCCGUUGCACGGUAUUCAGUUCCGUCGUGCGGGAGGCGACGGCUGGCAGUACCACAUGCUCGCCCGUCGCGUACUGACCGAGCUGAAGCUAUAG
This is a messenger RNA of Punctularia strigosozonata HHB-11173 SS5, 3795 nucleotides long. Its product is annotated as Pkinase-domain-containing protein. The coding region runs from base 1 to 3795 and encodes 1264 amino acids. Gene Ontology annotation, cellular component: cytoplasm. NCBI's taxonomy places the organism in Eukaryota, Fungi, Basidiomycota, Agaricomycetes, Corticiales, Punctulariaceae. The record is from RefSeq and is a predicted model, not a curated record. Gene Ontology annotation, biological process: intracellular signal transduction; protein phosphorylation; microtubule cytoskeleton organization. The transcript is spliced from 6 exons. Gene Ontology annotation, molecular function: tau-protein kinase activity; ATP binding; protein serine/threonine kinase activity.